This is a messenger RNA of Xyrichtys novacula (pearly razorfish), 5538 nucleotides long. NCBI's taxonomy places the organism in Eukaryota, Metazoa, Chordata, Actinopteri, Labriformes, Labridae. The record is from the annotation of a GenBank genome assembly.
CUUACAUAUAUCUAUGGUAUCCCUCUUCAGCAGCAAGUCUAUGGCCAAGCCUCCCAAGAAGCUGAGAGAAGUUCCCUGACUUCAGUAAUAUCCCGCUGGCAGACCCUCUCCUGUUAGCUCCCCUCUCUCUUUUAGGUGUUCGCUCCGUCGUUGAGUUCAUGACGGUUGCUGACGGUGACACCCUCGCGCUCAUAAUGCCUGUCCGAGCAGAGUGCUGCAGCACCACCGGCUUGGCCUGCUCAUCCUCGGCCUCUCUUUUCCCUCCUGCCCCGAUCAACACGUACCAGCCGGGGGUAGCCACUUCGCUUCUGUACAGCGGUUCACAGUUUCGGGGAUAUCAGAAGAGUAAAGGCAACUCCUACGACGUGGAGGUUGUUCUACAGGUAACGUUUUUACUCAUCUUCAACUGUGUUUUUUUUAUAUUAAUGUUAGUUUUUUUUUAAAUGUUACCUGCGAACUUAGCGUAUUUGUAGCCCGAGCUACCGUUAGCCUGUCGGGCUCAUUUUUCAGCUGCUUGGUGUGAAUUACUAACACACUGACCUACUUUUGAGCCAGCCCAGGUGACCGUUUCUGCUUUGACAUGACGAGUUAAUUACAGAAAUUAACUUUUUGAUCAACUGUUUUCAGUUCAUACGCCUCCCAAAUACGUAGGCAAUGUUGUACAGCUAGCUUCACAAAUAAGUGAUAUUUAUCCCCAACCAUGAACAGCAAUCAUGCCUUACUAACCAACGCCCACCUGCAUACCAACUUACUUCAUAUUUGUUAUAUUCUAGGGAUGCACAAUUUGCAACAUCCACGUGAAGGAAAUGUAUUAUUUUGCUGUAAAUUAGGACUUUAUGUAGUGUAUGUAAUUACUGUUUUCUCUUUUAGUAUAAACACUUUACCUUUUGGAUAGAGACCAGGCUUUCGCACUUAUUGAAGGCAACCAAACAAAGUUUUAACUAGAGAUGCACCGAUCCUUUUUUUCCGAUCCUAUCCAUUACCGAUAUCUGGGCCGAUCGUAUCGGCCGAAAUCAGAUACCGAUCCAAUAUUACUGUUGAAUGAAUGAACUGUAUACCUCGCUCUGUGAGUGAAGGCAUCAGACUUGACAUUAGCCUAAUUAAAAAUGAACACAGAUAUAUAUUUACUUAAUAUCAUUUAUUAACAAAUUGCACAUUAGCACACAGCAAAAAGAAAUACGACUUACAUUUAUUAAAAGAAGAAUUAAUUAAAAGAAAAAAAUGACUGGAUCGGAACACUGGAUCGGCAUUAUUCAUCAGAUAUCCGAUCCAGUGCAUCCCUAGUUUUAACCAGCUAUCUGCUAUCCUGGUGAUGAUUAAAAUGGUGAAAAAUGUCUUGAAGAUAUAGCUUCAAUUCAAGAACAACAUGUUUUGAACACAGGUAAUGUGUUACACACCGAUAUCAGCAGAUUAAGUCCACUCUUUAAUAACUGAUUAGUUACCACACAUCUCAUUGAUAUCACAAUAUUGAAUCAUGCUGUUGAACAUCAUAUUAUUCCCUAUCAUUCAAGCCUAGUGUCGGAUCAGAAUCAACAAUCAAGUGUCAAAAAGAAGAGUUUUGUUUUGUUAUUAGAUAAUAUUAAAUCACAAAUUAUAAAAGACAUGGUUUUUAAUUUUUCAUUGAAUCUUUAUAAUUUAAUUUCCUGUUAGUUGAUAUUCCAUUAAAUGUCAAAGAAAGAGAAAACAAAUCAAUGUAUUUUUCCAGAUGUCAUGCAGCUGUGAAGGCAUAUUAAUAUGAUAAAUAAAGAAUACCUUAUGAUAGCGUGACAACAACACAAAGCUGAGCAGAAAAAAUACAAAAAGAAGGCAACACAGAAGUGCAGCUAAAAUUACUCCCUCCCUUUAACAUUUUUUUUCAUGUUGGUAUGUGGAAAAAAAAAGAAAAGCCACUUCUGCUCUUGUGAUUGUGACCUGUCCCUUUGAGUUACAUAAUUGUGUUUUAAAAAUAACUCUUCAUUUGUUUGUCUUUGGCAGCAUGUGACAAUGGAGGACUCGUAUUUGUGUGGAUACCUGAAGAUCAAAGGUCUGACUGAGGUAAGCUUUCAAACUGGGUCACUCAUACUGACCUUGAUCCUGUCCGAGCGUAAACUGCAUCCACGUUUCAGCGUGUUACAGCUGGUUUCUGCUUGAUUGAUUCGAGCUUAAUUGUGUCAUAUUUGAUAAGAAAAGUACAAGGCCAUCAGGUUCAGCCUCUGCUUUCGGGUUUAGACUCCAAUCCUUGGCACAAGUGUGUCAAGUGUAUACUCAUUACAUUAUGCAACAUGUGGAGGGGAAAAGGCCAGAAGGAUCCUGAAGUGCAUUUUGGCUGCAGCUGCUGCAGGUGGUGUGAAAGAUGAGAUGAGGUUGUGUGUGGUUCCAGAGACAGAAUUAGCCUGACUUGGACUGAAAAGUUGAGAAACUUAAGAUGACAAAUUGUUAUUUAUAUUAUAUAUUUUUUCCCCUCUCUCUGUGUGACAGGAGUACCCAACACUCACAACGUUUUUCGCUGGUGAAAUAAUCAGCCAAAAAAGGCCCUUUUUAACUCGCAAAUGGGACGCAGAUGAAGACGUGGACAGAAAGCACUGGGUAUGUUAUGUUUGCCUUUUCUUUUCAAAAACAUAUGAAGAGGAGUGUGCAGGAAAUUUCUCUUGUUUCUUCUGAUCAUUUUAUGAGUUUCUGCUGUCUAAUAUAGUAUUCAAUGAUCUGUCUGCAGGGCAAGUUCAAGCCUUUUUACAAAUAUGCCAAAAGCUUCAACUCCGAUGACUUUGACUAUGAAGCACUCGAGAACAGCGAUUAUGUCUUCAUGAGGUGGAAGGUCAGUGGUGCUGAUGACAUCAUUUUGCUAAUGUGUGAAAUAGUUUGAUCGUUGCAUCAACAAAAUCAAACCCAGAAAGGCUCUAGCACCAUAAAUGGAAAACUUCUGUGUGGUUUUGUGAGCCAAUGUUCGCCUAUUCACAACUUUUAUAUUGAGAAAAUGUCGAUCCUGCUGCUGCAAAAGAACUUUAUCAGCUAAGGUCGCUUUCACACCAGAGCUGUUUGGUCCGCUUUAAAUGGACCAGAGUUCGUUUCCUCGGAUAGUCCGCUUCCUUUGGGCAGGUGUGAAAGCUCAUCCGAACUCUGGUGCGGACCAAACAAGCGAACUCUGGUCCGCCUGAAAACACGGGUCUCGGUUCGUUUGCAAAUGAACCCUGGUUCGGUUCGUAUGCAGAGUGAAAGCUAUGGCAACAAGUGACCGCUGACAGUAGCAGUUGCUAGCUAGCUUAGCACAAUUGUCUGAACAACAAUAACUCAUAAAUUCACAAUUUGGCAUAUUUAAACAAAAUCAAAUCACAACUACCAACAGUCACAGUCCUUAAACUCUGUGUUUGAGACAGUGCGAGGGUGUAGGUGUGUUUUGGUUGACACUCACCAGUUACUUUACGACUACAGGUGUCAUCAACAGAUUUCUGAAAAGUGUUUAGCGCCAAGAUGAUUUAACCUUUCCUUUUUUCUUUCUGCAUCUCCAGGAACAGUUUCUUGUUCCAGACCACACCAUUAAAGACAUCAGCGGAGCCUCCUUCGCUGGCUUUUAUUACAUCUGCUUCCAGAAGUCCACAGCCACCAUUGAGGGGUAUUAUUACCAUAGGAGCUCUGAAUGGUAACAGCAAACACAACAAAAUCUUCUCUCUCUUUUUUUAGUGAAAGUUCGUGUACUGAUGUCAAUCUUUUUUUGUCUCUAUCUGCAGGUACCAGUCUCUAAAUCUCAACCAUGUUCGAGAGCACAGUAUGCCUAUUUAUGAGUUUCGGUGACGAACACACAGACGAGUGUUGAGUCAAGCUGAGGACAGUCCUUAGUGCUCUGUGGUCUGACAGGAAGGGAACGACGGAGAGCCCCUCAAUUGGAAAAACUGGAGCUGAUCCUGAUCCCUUACUGCGGGGGAACUUAACCUGCGAUCAGACACUGGGCUGAUGGACUGAAAGAAAGUCGGCGCAGAGAAAGUGGAGCUGAUUAAAGAUCGGCAAUAAAUGGACAGUUUUUACAGUGAACGUAAGACUGCUGUUUGCCUUGAACUUCAUUUUGAUCCUCAUGUUUUUGAUUAUUUUAAUUUUUCAUUUUGUGCAGCCUGAUUCCUUCAUGCUCUCAUAGAAACUGUCUCCCUGUAGUUAGAAAUCAAAGCGGCAGAGACACUAAAAACAAAAGGCCUUUAAGAUAAGAGCUGCAGGAGGAAAGGAUUUAAAACUAUGGGAAGAGUUUGUUGAGUAAAGCUUAAGUUCUUUUAAACAUAUAUCAUCCUUGCAAUCUCACUCUGAUGCCCUGUAGUGAUUUGUGCAGAGUGUAAUGGUGGAAUAAUUGCCAAAAGAUUGCAGAAGUAGUGAUGAUCAACUUUUUUAUGCAAGGUGUGUGAGACUGGAGGUUAUGGUCUGGUUGCUCAGGGAAGGUCUGUGUGAGUAUUGUGUUGUUAUGGAAAAACGACGACUGAAUUAGGGGUUUGGAGUAGGGAUAACCGCUAGGGUGGCGUCUGAACAGCUCAUAGCGAAUAGUUAAUAGUUAUUAAAAGCUGCUGCUUUCUAUGCAAACCAAAGGUCUCUAAUAGGUAGAAAUUUUACCUCCACUUUACUUAUCUUAUUUCUGAUUAUUCGUCUUCCAGAGUGUUUGGUUUAUUCUUCUUAAUACUGAAUGACAUCGAGUGAGAAAGCCCAAGAAAAACAAGUUGUGCUGCAAAAGUUUGUGGAUUCGUUGUACUAAAAUGACCAGCGUUUGAAGCUCAAGAUAUGCGAGAGAACAUUCCACUACAGUUAAACAUUAACACUCAACAAUCAGUCAGAAAGUGUCGACAGAUAGGAGACAAGAAAAACAGCAAAUCAUGGUAUCUCAACUUAGAGUUUCAGAUCAAUGCGGCUAAAUGAGUCAAUAUAACUGGAAUUUUAAUGUAGUUUAGUUAUUCAACAGCUUCAUACCACAUGCCUGUGAUCUACUUGGUAUUAUUUCUCUGUCCACUGUGGAAAAAGCAACAAAAGGACUAACGGGAGAAGUCUAAAGUACAAAGGUUGAUGUGAAAGAAAACCUUUUGAUGCUCUAGAGGAAAACAAACCCUCUGCCUUACUCUUUUAAAUGUUUGUAAAGCUCUUUUUUUUAAAGGAACAGGAACAGUAAGAAUAUCUGUGGAAAAAAGAAGUCAAACUUUUUCUCCGGAAAAGGUUGAUUUAAGUUUUUGUUUUGGAGAGUGCAUGUACUCCGUCUGCCUGCCUCGCUGUUGCUCAUAGACUUUAAACUGACUCGCCGUAUGCAGCAUGUCCGAGUGGAUUUGAUGGGUUGUGGGGAUUACUAACGACGGCUGUGUAAUUUUUAAGUUUAGAGGUCGAAGUCUGAGAGACUUCAUAAUAAUUUUGCCUUUUUUAAUUAAUCAUGUAACAGAAAAAAAUGUGCAAUGCAAGAAGGAAAUGUUUAGGAGUGGGAGGAGUGUGUCAUUUCAGGUCAGUAAGGAGAUGAUGUAUGAUAAAUCUGCUGUGAUGGCAUUGUGUGAGGAGGAGGAGGAGGAGGAAUAAAGAGUGACAUAUUUUCUAAACAGUUGUGCAUUG